AUGAGCUCAAAACACGCCAGCAAACCAGGCCCAUCACCCUCCAAGACAAGGUCAAUCCACGACCAAGCCAGCCACCUCGAACAUGCCCACCCAUCUUCCUCGAACCCUGACCGUUGGAAAACUCAGCGUAGGAAAGAGUCCUUUGUGGCUCAGAUCGAGAGGAUCAGAGAAAAUAACCUCAAGCGUCGUGAAGGGAUCUAUACAAAGGCAUGGCAGGAACUGCAGGAAACCCAGAAUGCGCUGAUGUCCAACCCACCAACGGAAAUCAACUACUUGGUCAGACUGCACCGGGAGUCCCUGAAGCGGGAGCAGGAACUCGUGGCCGUGCAGGUCUACCAUGACCAUCUGAUCAGUGCUACCCGGGCAGCGUUCGAUGCGGAGGUGAGAUCGAUCGAGGAAGAGUUUACGAACGCCAGGACGCAGGCGAAGGAGAAAUUACUGGAGAGCUUGGAGGAGCGCCGCAAGAAACUGAAGGACGAGAAGGAACUGAUCGACUUCAACGAGGAGGCCGUCGGCCACAGCCAUCGUGCCCACACCACCCGAGGCCUCCGGAACCGGUCGUCGAACCGGACCAGCUUCCCGCGCGGCUCGCCUGCACUGGGCACCUCUUAUCCCACCACCGCCAACCGACUCGAGGGCACAUUCAACAACCCAGACCAUCACCUCUCGGCAGACCCAGACCUCGGAUCCUCCACCGCCGGCUUGCCACCCAGCGGCAGCUACAUCACAGCAGACGACCCCUUCUCGAUGGCCACCCUCAACGUCGACCCCCAUCUACGCCAGUCGCCCAUCUUCCAGCAGCUCCUCCAACUGGGGACGCACACUGGCUCCCGGAGAGGCGGCCCAGGGGGACCCGCCGGCAGCAGAAGGGCCCCCACCGGCCUCCCCGGCGCGAUCUCCCUCCCCUCGAUCACCCCCGGAACCUGGAAUAACUUCCACAAGAGUCAGCUCGGGAUCUGCUCCGCCAAGAACGACGAUACCGAUGCCGACGUCGAUCAGAUCCGCAGCCUGGCCGGCCUUCUUUCUCCUAAAAAACGUCGAAUGAAUAAUCUCUCCAAUCUUAAUCAGUCUACCGCCAAUCAGAAUAGCACUGCCCUCAAGAGUAAGAAGUGA
Molecule: messenger RNA, 1113 nt
Organism: Puccinia triticina
Lineage: Eukaryota; Fungi; Basidiomycota; Pucciniomycetes; Pucciniales; Pucciniaceae
Exons: 3
Coding region: 1-1113 (370 amino acids)
Biological process (GO): negative regulation of transcription by RNA polymerase II
Cellular component (GO): Sin3-type complex
Molecular function (GO): histone deacetylase binding
Source: RefSeq, a predicted model, not a curated record